AUGAAAAAAUAUAUUAAAAAGAAAAAUUCCAUGACUUUAGCAGUAUCAAUUAAAAAACAAUGUUAUUAUGUAAUAGUUAGACAUCCACCAACUAUUCAUUCAAUUGUAACAAGACAACAAAUAUAUCAUAGAAUAAUAGAUUAUUAUCCAUGGGUAUCAAGAGGAAGAUAUAAUAUACCUAUUCAACAUUUAAUUGAUCAAAGAUUUAAAAAGUAUCAUCAUGAUGAUGAUGAUCAUCAUCAAUCUUCUCCAUCUUCUUCUCCUACUUCUACUUCAAAUUUAGUUAUUAAACAUUCAAUAACAAAUGUUAAUAAUCAAUUAGAUCAUGAUCCAUUAGUAUCAAUCAUUGUACCUGUUUAUAAUCAUUUGGAAUAUCUUUCAACAACCAUACAAUCAAUAGCAAAUCAAACUUUUAAAGAUUAUGAAGUAAUCAUUAUCGAUGAUGGUUCAACUGAAUGGAAUUCAUUUCAAAAGAUUAAUACUAUUUUUAAUCAAUUUUCAAAUCAUCUUAAUUUAACAAUAUUAUUUCAAGAUAAUUAUGGAUUAUCAACAUCAAGAAAUAAUGGUAUUCAAAUGAGUAGAGGUAAAUGGAUAUUUCCAUUAGAUGGUGAUGAUAUGAUUCAUCCAAAAACUUUGGAAUCAUUUAUUCAAAAGAUUUCAUCAGACUCGUCAAAUGAUCAUUCUUUAUCUACUACAAUGAUCAUUUCAGAUUUAGAAGGAUUUAUUCAAACUGGUAUAAAUACAUUUGAACCAUUAUUAAAUUGGAAGAUACCAUUGUUUUCAACUAGUAAAUUAUUGACAAAGAAUUUAUUUCAUUGUUCUGCAAUGUUUCCUAAACAAUGGUGGACUGAUAUGGGAGGCUAUAGUAAUGCUUUGUGGUUUGGAUGGGAGGAUUGGGAUUUUUGGUUACGAGCAGACCAUCAUCUUCGAGGUGGAAUCAAUCCAUUGGUCAUUCACAAAGAUUAUUUUAAAUAUCGUAUCAAGCCUGGAAUGCAUUCAUUUUGUAAAGAUAAUUUUAAAUUAUGUUUUGCAAUGUUUCAAACUUUACAUUCAAACUAUUAUACUCUAAAUGAAAUCAUCAAAGCACAUAGAAUCAUAGGAUCAAGAUAUUCAAUCAUACAACAACCAAUAAUCAAUAGACUCAAAGUAUUUCCAAAUGAAUAUAUAUUACAUUUAUGGAAUGGUUUGGCCUAUGAAUACUCUUCAACUGAUAGAAAAAAUAUUACAUCAAUUGCUAAAAAAUCUUUUCAAUUAUCAAUUAAAAAUAAUAUUAAAAAUGAUUGGCAACCAAUAGUAUUAAAUGUAAUGUGUGAUAGAGGAACAGAAUCAUUUUUAGAAUCAAAAAGAGAUUUGUUUGAUGUAUUUAAACAAUAUCCAACUUUGAAAGAUUCUUUGGUUCAAGUUUAUGGAAAUAUAUUUUAG
Messenger RNA from Cavenderia fasciculata, 1422 nucleotides. RefSeq lists its product as uncharacterized. Bases 1 to 1422 code for a protein of 473 amino acids. The transcript is spliced from 4 exons. NCBI's taxonomy places the organism in Eukaryota, Evosea, Eumycetozoa, Acytosteliales, Cavenderiaceae. The record is from RefSeq and is a predicted model, not a curated record.